AUGGCUUCUUGUGACAAUCUACACCAGUGGAGACGAGCUUUGGAAGCCCUCGAGACCCUGCAAUCUGCGGAUUUGAGACUCGACACGGACUCUGACGACUUUGCACCGUGUUGCGAUUUGGCUAUCAGCGCCUGUGCCAAGGGGUCGAACUGGCAAGGUGCACUGGAGAUGUUGACUAAAAUGAAGGGAUGCUCAAUGAGAACAGGGGAUGUCACGUACAGCGCAGCGAUUACUGCGUGUUCCAACACAGAAGAGUGGCGAGUCGCAAUGGCAUUGUGUGGAGAGUUGAUGAUGUGCCACUUGGAGCCAGGGAUUUGGUGCACAGCCUCCGCGCACGCGUGCGACAAGGUGGGUGCAUGGCUCCAGGCGCUGAGCAUUUUCGAAUGGGUCUCUGAUCGGACAGAGGUCGAUGGAGCCCUGGCUGGCUCCGUGCUCUCCUCCCUCUCCAGCUCAAAGGGAGCCUCAUGUGCGCUCGAGCUGCUUCGUUGCUUGGGGCGCCAGUGGCAGCCAGCGGUGCCAGAAGUGGAGGUAGAAGCUGGAUCGGCUGGAGUUCUUUGCCAUCGGCCUGGCAUUGUGGUGGUGAACAAAGCAUCAGGGGAAAGCACAGAGUCUCUCCUUCUGCGUUGCUCAAAGUCCUUCGGCAUCCAGCUUCGACUGGCAUCUAGGUUGGAUGCACCAACCUCAGGUGUCCUUCCACUUGCGUGUGGAGAAUCAGCUGGCAAGUAUCUACAGGCCCAGUUCGCUGGCCGUUUGGUGCGCAAGGACUACAUUUGCUUGUGUGCUGGCCCCUCUCUAGGCGAGAUGCAUUCCUCAGCGGUGAUCUCCCAGCCGCUUCUCACCACUGGCCAAGAUGGCAUCAACAGCCGCACGAUUGUCUCGAAGAUUGGCCGCCCAGCGAAGACGGCCUAUGUGGUUCAAGCGCGGUACUGGCACAGCGCUCCGCCUGUAGAGGAGCAGGAAUUGAUCCUUUUGAGGGUCCGACCUUUGACGGGGCGCACGCAUCAGAUCCGAGUUCACCUGGCAAGUAUUGGUCGCCCUAUCCUUGGGGACAUGGUCUAUGGCACCCCAGCCGUGGGGCACGCGUGCUUUCGGCUCUUUUUGCACUGCGCCAAGCUGCGGUUGUUCGAUUUCACUGGCUCCACGUUCACUGCGGAGGCUCCACUCCCGGCCGCACUGAGAGACUUUCUGGAAGCCUUGGAAGAAAAGGUGGGCGCUGCCAAGCAGCAGCUUGAGAUCCCACUGGACGUGGUGGCAGACAUCCCCGGAAAGGUUGAUUCCAGUGACUUUGUCGAUAUCAAGCUGGACGCUCGAAAUUUGAUUGAAGCCGACGUGAAGUCUGCCUUGACGGACCUGGACUGGUUUGGCAAGGUGAAUGCCCUGUACUGCGGCAAGGCAGCAGAGGCUGAAAUGGACGUGGCAGCCAAGACCAUGGGAGCAAUGAAGCCAGCAGCAGCACUCAGCUUUCUUCAUGGCGGGUUCUUCCCUAAUAUCGUUGAUUUGGAGACCACCCUAGCCUAUGAUUGCUGUAAGGGGAACCCGGGGAACUUCGCAAAGCAGCGACAUCCGAGGCAUGCUGGCUUGCUUGAGAGCUUGCAGAUUGCCGCACCUUUGGGACGUCUUUGGCACUUCGCUGCCCUUCAACCUGGGGCUUUGGUGGGGCUGCUGCGCCUCCGAGGUUUCUAUGAGGUCGCACCCAUGGGGCUGACGAAGUUGCUGGGCCGCGGAUGCCUAAGACAGGUGGAGAUGGUGGAGAUCGAGGAGCUGCUGGUGUCCCGAGGUGCUCUCGAGCUUGCCUUCCCUGCGGCAGCUCAGGGUAUCGGGUGCUCGGAAAGGGAGGCAGACUGGCUCGUGGCCUUCUGUAUCGGUUUGGCCAAGAACACCAGCCUUAAGAAGACUGUCGGUUUUGAAGCCCGGAAGUUUAGUGGCCGGGUGCUGGAGGACGGUGUCAGAGAGAUGCCACUCUCCAUUUGGGACUUGCCCAACCUCUUCGCCGCUCAUGACUUGGAGACAUUGGAACUGCAGGUGCAUUCUGGCGCGAAUGUGAAGCCUGAAGUGGUUAUUUUAGUCGGUUGUGGCGGGAAGAUGGCCUUGACAGUGCUGCUGUCCUUGGGCCUCACACGGCUUUGCUACCUACGUGUCGACAGCCCCACAGAUGCCAAGCUGAAGGAGGAGCUCACAAAGGCCUGCCGUCCGAACAUCGGCGGCAUUGACGAGGAGGUUGAUGCAGGGAAACCCGGAUUCGGUCCAAGAGGCCAUGUGUUCACAGAACCUCACAACUAUCAGGUGGCUGCAGUUCUGCAAGCCCAGGCGGCGCCAGAGUGGGGCCGAUUCUGUUGGGCCUUGGCGGCCCUUGGCACGGCCCGCACCGACUCUGAAAAGGGGAAGCAACUCAAGAACCUUGAGCAACUGCCUCCUGUCAAGGUGCGCUUUGGCCCAUUGACUGGCCGUCCUGGCCGCCGGGAGCACCACAAGUUUGGGGCAGCAGACCGGAAGGCUACGUACUACUACAGAUUUCACAAGCUAAUCGGAAAGGCCAACUGGCGGAAGUACAUUGAACGCUAUGUCGCUCCUCGAUCCAUCGAGAAUCGGCAGAGGUGGAUUCCAACACCUUGGCCCACCUACCAACAGGGGAAGCACGCCCGGUCCUGGAACUGGCGCUUGCCAAAGGGCUUGGCUGCCGCCACCACAGGGGAUGAUGUCCUGGAGGUGUGGAUCAAGUUCAGGCACAAACUUCCAAAAAAGACCUUCCACUACUUCAAGCUCUUGAAGAGGCUCACAGAGGUGGGAGGCUGCGAGCGGACGGACUGGCGCUUGCGCUUCGUGACGUCCAGGCUUCACAAAAUCCAUCGGAAGGUCUUGAACCUACCGCGCUUGGCAAAGUACUACGCGGAGCUAAACAUCAUCAACGAGCUGGAGCAUGUCUCUCGCUUCAUCAGAAAGAUGCUGCCGAGGUACAACCCUCAUCAGUUGGCUCUAACAGCUCAUGCCUUUGGCAUCGCCAAACUGCAGGACAAAGACAUGAUGGCAAAAAUCGCCAGGCUUAUUGCGCCACGGCUCAGUGAGAUCACGCCGAUGGAACUAGUGCGCCUGGCCCAGGCCUACGCCAGCACGGAAGUUUGUCACUAUACUCUCCUGGCGCAGUUGUCCGCUCAAGCCCAAGUGCGGGUUCAGCAGGCUAGCACCGGAGAGGUGAUUCCCGGUUCAUGUCCCAGCUUUUCGCAGUUGGUGGAGCUGGCCGAAGCCUUUGCUCAACUGAAGUUUCAGGACUAUUCUUUCUUUGAGAUGGUGUCCCUGCAGGCGGAAACCUUCUUGUUGCAUGGCUAUCCAGGACCCACGCCGCCAGCGCUCGCAGGGCUGUGCCAGGCGUGUGCUCGACUCAAGGUCCAUGAAAUUCGGCUCUUCGAGGUCAUUCUGGCUCAUGUGGAAGAUAACUGGUACGACUACCCUGCGUGGAGCCUCGCGGAGAUCGGUGCCGCGCUGGCGCCCAUCAUGCCUUCGGCUAGGUUCGAGAAUGUGUACCGACAGAUGCUCACGCAGAUUCGCCAUGAUCGUGAUACAUUGAACUUGAGGGGUCUCACAGCGGCCGCACGCUUCAUGGCCGAAGUGGAUCACAAAGGGCAGUUCCUUCCUGGCUUUGCUGAGGCUUUGGCACAACGGUUCAUGGCACUCAAGGAUGAGUCGAAGGAACGUUAUGACGUGGCGCGAGUGACGGAAAUCUUUGCGAAACGAUGUCCGGAAGACCAAGCCCUCUUCUCGACACUUUGUCGGCAUUUGCAUCGACACCUGGGCAUUUUCGAGCCAGUGGACUUCGUGCGCUUUACCCGUGGCUUGGCGGCGUCCGAGUACCGAGAUCAACGAGUGACGCAUGCCCUUCCCAAGUGGGCUCAGAAAAGACACCAGGAGUUCUCUCCACACGACUGGGAUUCCUUCGUAACCUCCUUGACAAAGUUAGGGGCAUCCGACGUGCGAGAGAGCCAACUCCGAGAGAUCGGGCCACCAGCUCCCAGCGAACCCGCGACCUUCAGCGGUGGGCAAAUGGCGAUGGCGAAAGCUCAGAUCACAUCGAAUGGAUAA
Messenger RNA from Durusdinium trenchii, 4074 nucleotides. The record is from the annotation of a GenBank genome assembly. Lineage: Eukaryota; Dinophyceae; Suessiales; Symbiodiniaceae.